AUGAUGCUUUUAAAUGCCACCGAUCAGGUGAUGCAUUUUCAGGUUAAGAUCCGGGACUCCUCUAAGAUUAUCUUUCUUUCUGUGGUGUAUGCGAAUAAUUACCAUAUUGCUCGUUGCCAGUUAUGGGCUUCUCUUAAGGGUCAUAAGCAUGUCGUUAAGGACACCCCAUGGUUCAUCAUGGGCGAUUUCAAUGUUGCCCUUGACCCGAAGGACAGCUCCUCUGGCUUUUCGGGCCCUAAUCGUGGUAUGGAUGAUUUCCGUGAGUGUGUCCGACACCUUGAGGUGGAGGAUGUCAAUUUCAAGGGUAUGUACUUUUCUUGGACUAAAAACCCCAACGGUACGGGAGGUCUUCUCAAAAAGAUUGACCGUGUCUUGGGCAAUCUUCAUUCCCUUGCUCGCUUCCCUUCUGCUUCUGUUGUCUUCCUCCCCUAUCGGUCUUCCGAUCAUAGCCCGGCGGUCCUUACUCUUCCUUCUUGUUCUCCUCGUAAACCCAAGCCUUUCAAGUUCUCCAAUCUUCUUAUGUAUAAAGAGCCUUUUUUGAAUGUUGUGUCUUCCAAUUGGUGCCCUGAUCUUACUAGUCGUGAGAUGUAUAAGAUUUCUCAAAAUAUUAGAAAUCUCAAAGGACCCCUUCGUAAGAUGCUUAAUGAUCAGGGUAAUCUUCAUUCCAAAGUCUCUAAGUUACGGCUUGAGCUUGACAGGGUCCAGAUCACUCUUGAUAGGGAUCCUGAUAAUGGGGCUCUCAGAGAGGAGCACUGUGGGUAUUUAUCUGCCUACAAUAGUGCCUGCCUUGAUGAGGAGCGAUUCCUGAAGCAAAAAUCCAAGAUCAAUUGGCUCCGUGAAGGAGACCAAAAUUCUUCUUUUUUCCAUAAAAAGCUUAAUGUCAAUCAAGCUGCCAUGAUGCUUGCUCCUUUUACCGACUCCGAGAUCAAGCAGGCCCUUUUCCAGAUGGGAGAUGAUAAAGCUCUAGGGCCUGAUGGUUUCACUUCUAAGUUUUUUAAAGCCGAUUAG
Molecule: messenger RNA, 1008 nt
Organism: Cynara cardunculus var. scolymus (artichoke)
Lineage: Eukaryota; Viridiplantae; Streptophyta; Magnoliopsida; Asterales; Asteraceae
Exons: 2
Coding region: 1-1008 (335 amino acids)
Molecular function (GO): catalytic activity
Source: RefSeq, a predicted model, not a curated record